CAAAGAUGGCGGACAAAUUUGUCAGUGAUAUCUUAGCUCUUCUUUGUAGCCAUGUGAAGUUAGAAAGAGAUAGAGGGCUACAAGCUUUGGAAGGGAAACUGAAAGAUACUUCGAACUUUACUUCAGAUAUUCAACAAGUAGAGGAUUUGCAAAACUCUUUGAUCGAACUUGUGACAUCGACGGAUGGAGCCUGGGAGACACGACAUGGUGGUUUGACAGGAAGCAAGACAUUUAUUUUGAACAAUCUCGGCUCGGAUGAUUUUUGUGAGACCCUCAGAAAAAAAGCAUUAAAAUUAAUGCAUGAUGACGAAGCGAGGGUCAGGAUUGCUUCAGGAGAGGUACUUGGUGCCCUUUGUUCAAUGAAAGGUACAGGAGUUUUUGUGGCCUGCUGUGAUGAAAUCUUGAAGAAUGUGGGUGAAAAUUUGGAGAGAAGAUUGCCUGACCCUGAAGAAGUAGCUGAAGGACUUGUGCAUAAAUUAACUGGUAGUGAAAAGGAGACAGGUGAAGAAAAGCACAAAAAAACAGAUGCUGCACAGAUAUUUCAUGAUACUGCUGGAUGGAAACAUUUGGAGACAAGCAUGAGGUGUCUUCAAUCAGUGAUAGAAGGAUGUGGAAGAGCCUUUAAUGAAUACAUCACUCAGGACCUUCUAGAUCUGAUAUUUCAAGCAUUAAACCAUACAAACAGAUUUGUGAGAGAGACAGGUUAUCAACUCUGUGCAUCACUUGUUAGCCUUGGAAGAAAGCAAGAUGAGUCGUCUGAGGGUACAGAGUCUGUCAUGAUAGAUGUUAAAGAAAAUGCAAUACUUAAACAUGGAGAUCAGUUUUCAGAUUACCUGAAAAAAGGAUUGUCUGACAACUGGAGCCAAGUAAGGUUAGCAGCCUCUGUAGCCACGCGGCAGUUCUUUCAGACUCUGCCCAAUAAAGAAUCAAGAGAGAGGUUCUUCCCCAAGGUACUACCAGCCAUGUGUCUGAACAGGUAUUAUGUGGCAGAAGGGGUUAGAAUAUACUCCCAGCAAAGCUGGAAAAUGAUAGUUGGAACAGAAGGAAAGCAUUUGGUGGAAAAAUACAUCACAGAGACAGUUGAAUUUUAUAUAAGUCAAACCAAGGCAGACAACCAUGCUGUCAGAGAGGCAGCUUGUGCCUGCAUAGCUGAACUUGGGACUAAGGUUAGCCAAGACAGUUUAAGGUCACAUGUGUCAGAACUUCUUCAGGCUUUGGUGUUUUGUUUCAAAGAUGACAGUUGGCCUGUUAGGGAUGCUGCUUGUGUGGCCUGUGGAAAUUUUGUGCUGUGUUUUCCUCAGGAGUGUAGGUUGUAUCAAUGUUUCACUCUUUUUUUAAGGUAUACAGGAGUAGAAAAGGGCCCAGCCACAUUUGGAGUCAUAAAAAGACUGAGAGACAAUGAUAUGGAACUACAUACAAACAGACAGAUGUAUUCCUGUGGGUCUCUUGCUCCUAAAAUGAGAAGAGGAGGUGGAUGUGCAGAUCAUCUUUUCAGAAGACCUGCUGAGCCAUGGGAAAGGGCUGAUGGUUGCAUGGAUCUUGUUGCUGAGCUUUCAACUAAUCCCAAGGCUCAUAAAGAAGUGAUCACCUUAAUGCCACUUGUAGCAGAGGCAGCCCACUAUAAACAUUAUACUCAGCAUCUACAUCUACUGGAAACUGUGUGCACACAGCUACCAGUUAUAGCCAAAGGAAUAGGAAAGAAUCAAUUCAAAAGACAUUUUGAGCUUUUUAUCGACUCAAUCUUUUACAGUCUGAAAAGUGACAAUGCACUAACAUCCACAGCAGCUUCUGAAUGCCUUUCUCAGUUAAGCUCAUUGCUGGGUCCUUCAAUACUUAGAGGACGGAUAGAAAUGCACAACCCCAGUUAUCUUGAUCUUUUGCCGCCAACUCCACCAGGACAUGUGUGAUUUACAAGGCUGGAUCCAGCACACAACAAUUCUUUUUGUUUCCAGGCUCCUUGCAAUGCUUUUGCUGUGAAUAAAGGAAGGGAAAAAGACAAUAAUUAUUACCUCUGAAUCAUCAGAUUAUUAUUCUUUCCCAUCACUUUAAUAUGGGAAAGAGAAAAUGGUUCUCCAUAUUUCAGUAAGCUUGGUUGAUUGACUUAGAUAGUUACAUCAAUACCAAAGAGUCUAUAAAAGAAUCUGGUGUUGUUGCCUUAACUCUUAAAUUCUUAUCAUCAGUAUGCAUAUUCUCCACACAUUUCCGAAGGUGUUGACAUGGAGAAUUUGUUUAACAGAUUUGUUCUUUAUUUGGUGAUCAUUUUGUUUAUUCUCCUUUUUGUGUGUGAUUGAGGGG
Messenger RNA from Pocillopora damicornis (cauliflower coral), 2295 nucleotides. RefSeq lists its product as uncharacterized. Gene Ontology annotation, biological process: ERAD pathway. The record is from RefSeq and is a predicted model, not a curated record. Gene Ontology annotation, molecular function: molecular adaptor activity. Gene Ontology annotation, cellular component: nucleus; cytoplasm. NCBI's taxonomy places the organism in Eukaryota, Metazoa, Cnidaria, Anthozoa, Scleractinia, Pocilloporidae.